CAGUUACAGAUACACUUGAAAAAAGAAAAGAAAAAUGUUUGCCGAGGAAAAGAAGAAAAAUACCAACUAUGGUUCAAUCUUUGUCUCUUGCUUCUUCUGUUUGGUUUUGGUUGUAGGAGUAGUAAGGUUUGGAAAACCUUAUUACAACCUUCAAAACUUAAUGGAGACAGAAGCAGUAAUGGAACAAGGAUUGUUGGACGUGGGGAUACUUCCCUGUAACCUCAGGAGCUCUGUCUCUAUUCCUGCCCGGAAUCACCAGAAGCUCUCGACAACAGUAAGGGAAGAGACGAGAACUCGUCCUCCAAAUUCGUACUGUGUGAAGUUCGAGUCAUUUGCCACUAUGUCCAAACUGGUCGCAGGCAACGGUGACAAGUACGAGUCACGUCCGUUCUCAGCCGGUGGAUACAAUUGGACGUUCCUAAUCUACCCAAAUGUGAACAAGCCAGUGGGUUCGGGUGGAUACGUUUCCCUUUACGUAAAAAUCGAUAACUCAAGUUUCAUCGCUACUCAAAACGAAGUGUAUGCAUGGAUCAAAUUCCUCACCUAUAAAAGCACUACAGACACAUACCAUGAGCUCCAUGCGACUGAGGCACAGAGAUUUCAUUUGUUUAAACAAGAGUACGGAAUGCUAACCUUUCUUGAGAUCGGGUACUACCAAAAUCCGGCAUAUGGAUUCAUUUUCAACGGCGGACAGAGUGUGUUUGGUGUUGACAUCGUGGUUUCUAAACCGUCUGCCACAUGGGAAGAUGUCGCUUAUGAAGAAAACAUUCGUGACCCUGUUCUUGAUUGGAGAAUCACCAACUUCUCUUACCAAGAUAAAGUCUCUUACACUUCUGAUACGUUUUCUUCCGGAGGAAGAAACUGGGUAUUGAAAGUAUAUCCAAAUGGAGCUGGGUCUGCAACUGGUAAUUCAUUGUCACUCUAUUUGUUGAGUGCGUCAAACGAAAAGGGUUACGUGAAAGCCAAGUUUAGAGUUAUUAACCAGACCCCAUCCAAAAAUGUGGAGAAACAAGUGGAUGGAUGGCCCAAUGCAAAAGAAAAUGGAUGGGGUGUCGACACACUUAUACCACUCGCAGAUAUCAAAGACCCAUCCAAAGGUUUCCUCGUCAAGGAUACCAUCAGAUUUGAAGUCGAGAUCUUGGCCUUCUCUAGAACUAAUUCCAUCUCUAACUAGGGCUUAAAAUAAUCAUCACUCGUACCUGUGUUGUUUUUUCCUAUCAUAACCGGAUAUAGUUGGUACUUGGUAGUAAUUCCAAGUGAAUUACUAUCCCUUUGUUUCACUGUUUUUGUUUCCGUCCAAUAAUAAAGAGUUACAGCUUCUUUUUUUAUAA
Brassica napus (rape) is the source of this 1331-nucleotide messenger RNA. RefSeq names its product probable inactive serine/threonine-protein kinase fnkC. The record is from RefSeq and is a predicted model, not a curated record. NCBI's taxonomy places the organism in Eukaryota, Viridiplantae, Streptophyta, Magnoliopsida, Brassicales, Brassicaceae. Gene Ontology annotation, molecular function: protein binding. The transcript has 5 exons. The coding region runs from base 35 to 1174 and encodes 379 amino acids.